Molecule: messenger RNA, 546 nt
Organism: Salmo salar (Atlantic salmon)
Lineage: Eukaryota; Metazoa; Chordata; Actinopteri; Salmoniformes; Salmonidae
Source: RefSeq, a predicted model, not a curated record
CCCGACGUCCCUCUGGUAGCCCAGGAACUGAUGAGGAGGAUGGUCCGGCAGUUUGCUGCGGAGUACGCCUCCAAGACGCGCCUCACCACCUCGACCGACACGGGCUCCCGGCGUCCGGACCUCGACACGCCUCUAGACCUCACUGUGACGCGGAACCAGGAGGAGGAACCCACACCAGCUGACACUGUGCUCGACCUCUCCAAGCGGAACUCUGCCAGCUCGGCCUCCACAUCACCCACCAAUCACAAAGCCUCAGGGUGAGUGUCUCUCCUCUCAUUGGUCCAUACUCCACAUCGCCCACCAUUCACAAAGCCUCAGGGUGAGUGUCUCUCCUCUCAUUGGUCCAUACUCCACAUCGCCCACCAAUCACAAAGCCUCAGGGUGAGUGUCUCUCCUCUCAUUGGUCCAUACUCCACAUCACCCACCAUUCACAAAGCCUCAGGGUGAGUGUCUCUCCUCUCAUUGGUCCAUACUCCACAUCGCCCACCAAUCACAAAGCCUCAGGGUGAGGUGUCUCUCCUCUCAUUGGUCCAAACUAGCACGCUA